UUUAAGGAAAAAGAAUCACGUCCGUAAAUAACGGUCACGUGGUCUGGCCGUAGCCUAGGAGACGCCCUGUUUACUUCCGGGUUGAAAGCUGCCGCGGCACCAACACGCCCACGACGCGGAGCAAAGCGGAUUAAAGUCCCGCAGAGAUGGCAGGGGAGGCGGAAGAGGAGAUCCCAGAAUCUGGAGCUGUUUUUACUUUUGGAAAAAGCAAAUUUGCUGAAAAUAUCCCCAGUAAAUUUUGGUUGAAAAACGACGUGCCUCUGAAAAUCGCCUGUGGGGACGAGCACACAGCCUUAAUCACCGAAAAUGGGAAACUCUUCAUGUUUGGCAGCAACAACUGGGGCCAACUGGGUUUGGGAUCCAAAGUGACGGUAAACAAGCCCACCUGUGUCAAAGCUCUGAAGUCGCAGAAGGUGACGCUGGUGUCCUGUGGGAGGAACCACACACUCAUCUGUACAGCUCAGGGGAACGUGUUUGCCGCCGGUGGAAACAGUGAAGGUCAGCUGGGACUGGGAGACUGCGAGGAGAGGACGUCCUUUCACAGGAUCCGUUUCUUCGACUCGCACGGACCAAUCAGAAUGCUCUCUGCCGGCUCCAACACCUCGGCCGCUCUCACAGACAGCGGUAAACUGUUCAUGUGGGGGGACAACGGCGAGGGGCAGAUCGGCCUGGGGAAGGAAAGCCACGCCUCUUCACCGCAGGAAGUGGGCGUGGGACGGCCAAUCAGCUGGGUUUCCUGUGGAUACUACCAUUCUGCCUUAGUGACAGUGGACGGAGCUCUGUACACGUUUGGUGAGCGCGACAGCGGUAAACUGGGUCUGAGCACCGACCAGCUGACCGGACACCGAGUCCCACAGAAGGUCAAGACCAUCGGCCGACCGGUCAGCCAGGUGGCCUGUGGAGGAGGACACACGGUGGUGCUAACAGACGACGGCGUCUACACGUUCGGCCUGGGUCAGUACGGUCAGCUGGGACACGGGACCUUCAUCUUCGAGUCGCGGAUUCCUCGUCAGGUCGAACACUUCCAGAAGGGUCGAGUGUGUCGGGUGGACUGUGGGGAAAACCACACGGCCGUCGUCACCGACAGCGGUUUACUGUACACGUUCGGUGACGGUCGACAUGGAAAACUGGGCCUGGGGGAGGAAAACUUCACCAACCAGUUCAAACCCACACUGUGUCCACGCUUCCUCCAGUACCACGUUCAGGCAGCGACCUGUGGAGGCUGCCACAUGGUGGGCAUGGUGGGCGGAGCUGUCUGUACAGGAGGAGUUUUCCACCUCCAGGCCUGGUGGGCGGAGCUGUCUGUACAGGAGGAGUUUCCACCUCCGGGCCUGGUGGGCGGAGCUGUCUGUACAGGAGGAGGUUUCACCUCCGGCCUGGUGGGCGGAGCUGUCUGUACAGGAGGAGUUUCCACCUCCGGGCCUGGUGGGCGGAGCUGUCUGUACAGGAGGAGUUUCCACCUCCGGGCCUGGUGGGCGGAGCUGUCUGUACAGGAGGAGUUUCCACCUCCGGGCCUGGUGGGCGGAGCUGUCUGUACAGGAGGAGUUUCCACCUCCGGGCCUGGUGGGCGGAGCUGUCUGUACAGGAGGAGUUUCACUCCGGGCCUGUGGGCGGAGCUGUCUGUACAGGAGGAGUUUCCACCUCGGGCCGGGUGGGCGGGCGGGUGUCUGUACAGGAGGAGUUUCCACCUCCAGGCCUGGUGGGGGAGCUGUCUGUACAGGAGGAGUUUCCACCUCCAGGCCUGGUGGGCGGAGCUGUCUGUACAGGAGGAGUUUCCACCUCCGGGCCUGGUGGGCGGAGCUGUCUGUACAGGAGGAGUUUCCACCUCGGGCCUGGUGGGCGGAGCUGUCUGUACAGGAGGAGUUUCCACUCCAGGCCUGGUGGGCGGAGCUGUCUGUACAGGAGGAGUUUCCACCUCCGGGCCUGGUGGGCGGAGCUGUCUGUACAGGAGGAGUUUCCACCUCCGGGCCUGGGGCGGAGCUGUCUGUACAGGAGGCGUUUCCACCUCCAGGCCUGGGGGCGGAGCUGCCCUCAGAUGUGUGCGCAGCAGCCACAUGGGCCACACCCAACGCCUUUACCAGGUUUUAUAG
Sphaeramia orbicularis (orbiculate cardinalfish) is the source of this 2090-nucleotide messenger RNA. RefSeq names its product X-linked retinitis pigmentosa GTPase regulator-like. The coding region runs from base 147 to 2090 and encodes 647 amino acids. The transcript has 12 exons. The record is from RefSeq and is a predicted model, not a curated record. Lineage: Eukaryota; Metazoa; Chordata; Actinopteri; Kurtiformes; Apogonidae.